Molecule: messenger RNA, 1202 nt
Organism: Musa acuminata subsp. malaccensis (wild Malaysian banana)
Lineage: Eukaryota; Viridiplantae; Streptophyta; Magnoliopsida; Zingiberales; Musaceae
Product: protein FAF-like, chloroplastic
Source: RefSeq, a predicted model, not a curated record
CAUUCGUAUCUCCGCCUUUCCUUCUCCUCCCUCACCCUUCGCUCUUCACAGCCGAUCGUUUCAGACCAAACCCUCGUGCUUCUCACGUCACCAACACGAUCAUGGCCGCCUGUGGCAGCUUGAGCUCACUGUUCGAGAAGCCGAUGCCGGAAAACCCCACGCUGAUCGAUUCCCUCUCUUCCCGGAAUCAAAUCAUGCCCAACGAACCAGUCGACAACUCCUGCUUCACCGAGAUCUUCGGCGAGAUCCACUUCCAAGAGACGCCCGCGCCGCCGCCUGCCACCGCGGCCGACCGCGCCCCGUCGUUCGACUUGUCCGACCUCGACCAGAACUGCACGGGCGGCCAUGGCGACAAAUCGUCCCUGGACUCUCUUCUCGGCCUGGACAAGAAGCAGGACGCAUGUGACUCGAGCAGCAGCAGCAGCAACCGCGGCUUCCCUCCGAAGAAGUCGGACAAGCUGCAGCUGUGCACCGAACGCCUGGGGUCAGAGAGCUCCGAUGGAGUCGAUGACUUGAUGAAGGACGGCGGCGACGAGUGGAGUGGCGGUCACCGGAAGGAGAAGAUCGAUGCCGAAAGGCUUAACAGUGACGGUGGCCACCCGAGGAACUGCUCUGGUGCGAGAACGGAGCCCGGUGGGUUUCCACCGCCGAUAUCCUCGAUAGGUCGGAGCGGCAAGUCAUGGAGCUACUUCAGAUCUUUCAGGCAGAACGGAAGGUUUGUUCUGAGAGAGGUCAGAAUCCCCACGCAGGACUUGUUGCAUGCUUCACGCGAAGAUGGGCGGCUAAAACUGCAACUGCUCCAUCCCGACGAAGACGAAGAUGAUCAAGAACAAGAUGAUGAUGAUGAGGAGGAGGAGGAGGAGCAAGAAGAGAAGGGUCAACAGCUUUGACUAGUUCUUGGUGAUUGCCACACUCACAGAGAGUUCCUCCUCGAGGCAGCCUCUCUCCAUCUUCUAAUGACACAGCACAAAGAGAAAAGAAAGAAAGAAGGUGAUCAGAAGAGUUGUUCACAGAGGUUUCUUCUCAGCACCAAUAAGAAUAGAGUUUAUGUGUACUGCUAGAGACGUGAAAUUUAGGCCUGAAGAAGAAUUGCGCUUCAUAUGAAUGGAGAUUACUUGUCAGAAUAAUAAUGACUAACAUCUCUAAUCAGUUCAAAAAUAUUUAUGUUAUCAUCAAAUAUAUAUAAAUUAGAUUGUGUCUCA